Messenger RNA from Plasmodium gallinaceum, 1776 nucleotides. RefSeq names its product conserved Plasmodium protein, unknown function. Bases 1 to 1776 code for a protein of 591 amino acids. The record is from RefSeq and is a predicted model, not a curated record. The transcript is spliced from 9 exons. Gene Ontology annotation, biological process: intracellular transport. Lineage: Eukaryota; Apicomplexa; Aconoidasida; Haemosporida; Plasmodiidae.
AUGAAAUUAAACUUAUCUAGAGCGAAGGAAAAUAACUCUAAAACAAAAAAUCCUAAAAAGCGUAACAUAGAAAAAAAUAAUACACCCGUUAAAAUAGCAAAAACUGAUUUUGAUAAUACAGAACUUAAAACAAAAGACAAUAAAAAAAAGCUUGAGUUAUCAGAAAGUUAUACUUCAAAAAAUGAAGAUGAAACUCUGAAGAAAGGAAGAGAAUUUAUUGAUGGUAUUUCAAAAGAUGAAGACAAAAAUAAAAAUAUUUUAUCAAAAAAACAAACAGAUGACAAAGAUAAAGUAAUAAAAGUAUAUAAAAAAAAAGACAGUAUAAAAAACAAGAAAAAUGAUAAAGGAAACAAAAAUUAUGCAGAAGAAACUAAAAAAGCAAUUAAAAAAAAAAAUAUUGAAAAAGAGAAAAAUAAAGUAGGAAAAGUAACUCAGAAAAAAAAAGGAAUUUUAAAUAGUAAUAAUAAUAUGAAUCAACAAAAGGAUUCCAUUUUAAAAUUAAAAGAAAAUGAAAAUGCUAAUAAUGCCUACUCUAAACAGAGGUACAGUGAAGAUGAUAACGACAAUAGUGAUUUAGAUGAUGAAGAAAAAGAUGAAAAAGCUGAAGAGGAAAUAGAAAGAGAGAAAGAAGAAGAAGAGGAAGAAGAAGGAAGAGAAAUUGAUGAAGAAGCAGAAAGAGAAGAAGAAGAAAGAGAAAAAGAAAAAGAAAAAGAAAGAAAAAAAAGAAACCCCCCAUCAAAAAGUGAUACUUCAAAAGAGAGCGAUGACAAUUAUGAUGAUGAUGAUUUAGAUGAUGAAGAAAAAGAUGAAAAAGCUGAAGAGGAAAUAGAAAGAGAAAAAGAAGAAGAAGAGGAAGAGGAAGGAAGAGAAAUUGAUGAAGAAGCAGAAAGAGAAGAAGAAGAAAGAGAAAGAGAAAGAGAAAAAGAAAAAGAAAGAAAAAAAAGAAACCCCCCCUUAAAAAGUUAUGCAUCAGAAGAGAGUAAUGAUAAUUAUGAUGAUAAUGAUUUAGAUGAUGAAGAAAAAGAUGAAAAAAUGCAAGAAGAAAGAAUAAUUGAUGAAGAAGUGGAAAAAGAAGAAGAAAAAGAUGAUGAUGAAGAAGCUAGUAGAAAUUCACGAGAAAUAGAAAGAGAAGAAAAAAAUGAAAAAUCAAAAGAAAAGAUUAAUAGCAAUAGAAAUCAGAAAAGUGAUAGUGAAAGUGUUGCUAGUGAAAACAGUCAUAUAAAAAAGAAUGACCGCUUAUUUUCUUCAUUAAAUGAAUCAAAUUCACCUAAUAAAUUAUUUAAUAACGAAGGUAUAGAGAAAUUAAAUAUUUUUGGAAACAUAAAUAUAGAUAUAGAAAAAUUAAGAAAAAGUUUAAAUAAAAAGAAAAAUCUCACUGAUGAAAAAAAGGAAGUUAAAAUGAGUGCUUCAGAAAAUGCCUUUGAAAGUGAAGAAACAUUAUAUUCGGAAAAUAGUAUAAAAAUAAGCAAAUUUAUAAAGAAAAAUGAAAAAUAUGACUGGUCAGGUUAUUUACCAGUAAAAAUACAAAUAAUGAAAAAUAAAGAAAAUGGCAAAUGCAGAAUUUUAUGUUUUCAAAAAGGAAGUGGAAGAUUAUUUUUAAAUACAGAUAUAUUUAAAGGCUUCAAAAUUAUACCAACAAAAAAUAUGUCUGCAUUAUUUUGUGGAAGAGAUAUAUGUGAUGAAAAAAAAUUGAGUCAAUACAUCGUAACAUUCCUAAACAGUUCCUCAAGAGAUGAAUUUGUUAAGAAAAUAGAUGAAAUUACAAAAAAAAGUUAA